Molecule: messenger RNA, 1930 nt
Organism: Bombina bombina (fire-bellied toad)
Lineage: Eukaryota; Metazoa; Chordata; Amphibia; Anura; Bombinatoridae
Product: cytochrome P450 2J6
Exons: 9
Coding region: 67-1545 (492 amino acids)
Biological process (GO): xenobiotic metabolic process
Cellular component (GO): intracellular membrane-bounded organelle; cytoplasm
Molecular function (GO): iron ion binding; oxidoreductase activity, acting on paired donors, with incorporation or reduction of molecular oxygen, reduced flavin or flavoprotein as one donor, and incorporation of one atom of oxygen; heme binding
Source: RefSeq, a predicted model, not a curated record
UUCUGGGUGGGAAGGGCGUCACUGAGUUUUGUGUGUAAGCUGUGCUGGAAGUCAGUAACUGCUAUCAUGGAGAUCGGUACCACUGUACUGCUCUCUCUAGCUCUUUUGGGCUUUCUGUAUUGGAAAAUGUCUCGACCUAAGGGAUUCCCACCAGGUCCCCUGGCUCUGCCAGUUGUAGGCAAUCUGCUCCAGAUGGACUUCAGUAAUCCCCUCAAAGAUCUACAAGAGUUCUCAAAAGUAUAUGGCUCAGUGUACAGUAUUACAUUGGGGUUCACACCGGCUGUGGUGAUACGAGGACUCAAAGCUCUCAAAGAGGUUCUUGUGGCUAAAGGAAUAGAGUUUGCAGACAGACCUAGGAACAGACUCACAGAAGUAAUCUCUGGUACAAGAGGUAUAUUAAUUGCUCCCUAUGGACCUGCAUGGAAGGAGCACAGGCGAUUCACUUUGUCCACACUGAGAAAUUUUGGUCUUGGCAAAAAAUCCAUGGAGGAAAAGAUAACAGAGGAGAGCUUUAACCUAAUACAGGCCUUCAAGCAAAGAAAGGACCAGCCAUUUGAUCCACAUUUUGUCAUUGAUAAUGCGGUCUCCAAUAUAAUUUGUUCCAUCGUAUUUGGGAGACGAUAUGAUUACGAUGACCCCACAAUGCGGAACAUUCUUAACCUUGUACAUGAAAAUAUGAAGCUUGCCUCUGGUUUUUGGGCACAGUUAUUCAAUGCAUUUGCGGUGGUCCAGUAUCUCCCACUACCACAUCAGAAGAUUUUCAGGAAUGUAAAAACAGUUUUUGGAUUCCUAAAGACGGUUCUUGAGGAGCACAAAAGAACUAUGAUACCUGGUGAACCUCGAGAUUUCAUAGACUGCUAUCUGGAAGAACUAGACCAGGAGCAAAGAAAAGAAAACCAUAAGAAGACUUUUGAUGAAGAAAAUCUGUUCACCUGCGUAGCUGACCUGUUUUUAGCUGGCACAGAGACAACAUCUGCCUCCCUGGAGUGGUGUCUGCUGUACAUGAUGGCACAUCCAGAAAUUCAGGAAAAAUGCCAUGAGGAAAUAGACAGAAUUCAGGGAGACAGAGAUCAGCUGGAUUAUGAGGACCGAACAAGCAUGCCAUACACCCAAGCUGUUUUACAAGAGGUGCAGCGUUUCGCCAGUGUUGUCCCUCUAGGAGUUGCUCACUCACCCAUGAAAGAUGUGCAGCUGAAUGGCUUUAUCAUUCCAAAGGGCACAGUCAUUAUAACAGACUUAUCGUCUGUGCACUAUGAUGAAGAUCACUGGAAGUAUCCACAUGAGUUUAAUCCAGAGAACUUUCUGAAUGAGGAUGGGGAGCUGAUUAAGGUGGAAAGUUUUUUGCCCUUCUCUGCAGGGCCACGAGUUUGUCUCGGGGAGAAUCUCGCCCGCAUGGAGAUUUUUUUGUUUUUCACAGCUUUGAUGAGUAACUUUGAUGUUCUCUGGCCUGAUUCCAAAACAUCUCCUGACCUAAAGCCACAGUUUGGUCUCUCCCAGACUCCUAAACAUUUUAGCAUGAAGCUGGUGUCCCGCAAACAACAAUAAUUUAUGAAUGUACAUAUGGAGACUAAAAUAUCUUAUUUUGAAAGAAUAGAGCAUUAGUGUGUGAGGACAAAAUCUGGAAUUUCUUGGCUUUGUCUAUAUUUUAAAAUGAUGAUUUUUGUGCCAUUAAAUUUCCUUAGUUGUUUAAUGCUUCUAAUAUAUGUGUUGAAUAAUAAAAUAAUUAAGUUACCUGAGCUAUGCAUAUAAUAAGUGUUAUAAAUACUCAGUAUAACCUGACAGAAAACUGCAAAAAAUGAUUGUUUCCGAUAUGAACAACUAAUUAAUUACCUAUGUAUAUGCACCAAAAAUUAUGUUGUUUUAUAUAAGUGCCUAACUUUUAGGGUGCAUUGACUGUUUGCGAAUUAAAUUUAUUAUGGUGUGUAAAAAA